Molecule: messenger RNA, 7016 nt
Organism: Ictidomys tridecemlineatus (thirteen-lined ground squirrel)
Lineage: Eukaryota; Metazoa; Chordata; Mammalia; Rodentia; Sciuridae
Source: RefSeq, a predicted model, not a curated record
GUUCGAGUCUGGCGCUACUUGAAGGGCAAAGAUGUGGUGUCCCAGGAGAGCCUUCUGGAUGGUGGCAACAAGGUCGUCAUUGGUGGCUUCGGAGACCCCCUCAUCUGUGACAACCAGGUGUCUACCGGGGACACCAGGAUCUUCUUUGUGAACCCAGCACCCCCCUACCUGUGGCCAGCCCAUAAGAAUGAACUGAUGCUCAACUCUAGCCUCAUGCGGAUCACCCUUCGCAACCUGGAGGAGGUGGAGUUUUGUGUAGAAGACAAACCUGGGACCCACUUCACACCAGCACCUCCCAUGCCUCCUGACGUCUGCAGGGGAAUGCUGUGUGGCUUUGGCGCGGUCUGUGAGCCCAGUGCAGAGGAUCCAGGCCGGGCCUCCUGCGUGUGCAAGAAGAGCGCCUGUCCUGCCGUCGUGGCGCCAGUGUGCGGCUCAGAUGCCUCCACCUACAGCAACGAGUGCGAGCUGCAGCGUGCACAGUGCCGCCUGCAGCGGCGAAUCCGCCUGCUCCGCCGCGGACCCUGUGGUUCCCGGGACCCCUGCUCCAAUGUGACCUGCAGCUUCGGCAGCACCUGUGCCCCCUCCGCCGAUGGGCAGACCGCCUCCUGCCUGUGUCCCACGACCUGCCGCGGGGCCCCGGAGGGCACCGUGUGUGGCAGUGAUGGUAUGGACUACCCCGGUGAGUGCCAGCUGCUGCGCCGGGCAUGCGCACGCCAGGAGAACAUCUUUAGGAAGUUCGACGGCCCCUGUGACCCCUGCCAGGGAGCCCAUGCUGACCCGAGCCGCGUCUGCCGUGUGAACCCGCGCACUCGCCGUCCAGAGAUGCUCCUGCGCCCAGAGAGCUGCCCUCCCCGGCAUUUGCCUGUGUGUGGGGAUGAUGGGGUCACCUAUGCAAAUGACUGCGUCAUGGGCCGCUCAGGGGCUGUCCGCGGUCUGCUCCUCCAGAAAGUGCGCUCUGGCCAGUGCCAGCCUCGAGACCAGUGCUCCGGGACCUGCCAGUUCAGUGCCGUUUGCCUGUCCCGCCGUGGCCGACCCCGCUGCUCCUGCGACCGUGUCACCUGUGAUGGGGCCUACAGACCGGUGUGUGCCCAGGAUGGGCACACGUAUGACAACGACUGUUGGCGCCAGCAGGCUGAGUGCCGGCAGCAGCGGGCCAUCCCUCCCAGGCACCAGGGCCCGUGUGACCAGGCUCCGUCCCCGUGCCGGGGGGUGCAGUGCGCAUUCGGGGCGACAUGCGCCGUGAAGAACGGGGAGGCUGCGUGCGAGUGCCAGCAGGCGUGUGCAGGCGCCUACGACCCCGUGUGCGGCAGUGACGGCGUCACCUAUGGCAGCACCUGCGAGCUGGAGGCCAUGGCCUGUGCCCUUGGGCGGGAUAUCCGGGUGGCCCGCAGAGGACCCUGUGACCGAUGCGGGCAGUGCCGUUUUGGAGCCCUGUGCGAGGCCGAGACCGGGCGUUGUGUGUGCCCCUCUGAGUGCGUGGCCUCAGCCCAGCCCGUGUGCGGUUCUGAUGGGCACACGUAUGCCAGCGAGUGUGAGCUGCAUGUCCACGCCUGCACACACCAGAUAAGCCUGCAUGUGGCAUCAGCUGGACACUGUCAGACCUGUGGAGACACAGUGUGUGCCUUUGGGGCUGUGUGCUCAGCCGGGCAGUGUGUGUGUCCUCGUUGUGAGCGCCCCCCGCCUGGCCCCGUGUGUGGCAGCGACGGUGUCACCUACCGCAGUGCGUGUGAGCUACGGGAGGCUGCCUGCCAGCAGCAGAUACAGCUUGAGGAAGCCCGGGCAGGGCCCUGUGAGCAGGCUGAGUGUGGCUCAGGAGGCUCCGGCUCUGGGGAGGACAGCGAGUGUGAGCAGGAACUCUGCCGGCAGCGAGGCGGGGUGUGGGAUGAGGACUCAGAGGAUGGACCCUGCGUCUGCGACUUCAGCUGCCAGGGUGUUCUCAGGAGCCUGGUGUGCGGCUCAGAUGGGGUCACCUAUGGCAGUGAGUGUGACCUGAAGAGGGCCAGGUGCGAGUCUCAAGGAGAGUUGUACGUCGCAGCUCAGGGACCCUGCCGAGGCCUCACCUUGGCCCCACUGCUGCCUGCAGCCCCCGCUCAAUGUGCCCAGACCCCCUACGGAUGCUGCCAGGAUAAUGUCACUGCUGCCCGGGGUGUGGGCCUGGCCGGUUGCCCCAGCACCUGCCAGUGCAACCCUCACGGCUCCUACGGAGGCACCUGUGACCCAGCCACAGGCCAGUGCUCUUGCCGGCCAGGUGUGGGCGGCCUCAAGUGUGACCGAUGUGAGCCUGGUUUCUGGAACUUCCGUGGCAUUGUCACUGACGGCCGGAGCGGCUGUACUCCCUGCAGCUGUGACCCCCGGGGUGCCGUGCGGGAUGACUGUGAGCAGAUGACUGGGCUGUGCUCCUGUAAGCCGGGCGUCGCUGGUCCCAAGUGCGGGCAGUGUCCUGAUGGCCACACCCUGGGCCCCACCGGCUGUGAGGCAGAUCCUUCAGCACCGGUGACCUGUGCGGAGAUGCACUGUGAGUUUGGCGCUUCCUGCGUGGAAGAGGCAGGUUCUGCCCACUGCGUCUGCCCAGCCCUCACCUGCCCAGAGGCCAGUGCCACCAAGGUCUGUGGAUCAGAUGGCAUCACCUACGGCAGCGAGUGCCAACUGAAGACCAUCGCCUGCCGCCAGGGCUUGGACAUCUUCACCCAGAGCCUCGGCCCGUGCCAGGAGGCUGUGGUUCCUGGCGCUCACCCGACCUCCAGGGCCACGACGGCCCCGGGGCGCUUGCCGAGCGAGCCUCUGCUGCCUCCACCCAGUGCCCUCCCCCUGGCUCCCAGCAGUACCCCCCAGAGCCGGCCCACCCCUCCACCCACCUUACGACCUCGGACCACAGCCAGCCUCCCCAGGAGCACAGCUCGGCCGGCGCUGACCAUGCCUCCCAUAGAGACCUCCACUGCAACCAGUCUCUCCGCCUCUGCCUUUGGAGAGUCUGGCAGCACUGAUGGGAGUGGCGAUGAGGAACUGAGUGGGGACCAGGAGGCCAGUGGGGGUGGUUCUGGGGGACUGGAACUCUCCAUGGACAGCAGCGUGGUGACACAGGGACCACCCAUGGAGAGAGCCUCCUGCUACAACUCACCUUUGGGCUGCUGUUCGGAUGGCCAGACACCUUCGCUGGACGCAGAGGGCUCCAACUGUCCUGCCACCAAGGUGUACCAGGGCGUGCUGGAGCUGGAGGGGGUCGAGGGGCAAGAGCUGUUCUACACGCCCGAAAUGGCCGACCCCAAGUCAGAGCUGUUUGGGGAGACGGCCAGGAGCAUCGAGAGCACUCUGGACGCCCUUUUCCGGAACUCAGACGUCAAAAAGGACUUCCGGAGUGUCCACCUGCGGGACCUGGGGCCUGGCAGAUCAGUCCGUGCCACUGUGGAUGUGCACUUUGACCCCACCACAGCCUUCAGGGCACCUGACGUGGGCCGGGCCCUGCUGCGCCAGAUCCAGGCCUCCAGGCGCCGGGCCCUGGCGGUGCGGAGGCCUCUGCAGGAGCACGUGCGGUUCAUGGACUUCGACUGGUUUCCUGCGUUCCUCACGGGAGCCACCACAGGAGCCACCGCUGCAGUGGCCACGGCCAGAGCUACCACUGUGGGCCCACCACCUUCCUCCGUGACCCCUCGGGUCCCCCCCAGUCACACCAGCAGGCCCACUGGAAGGACCACAGCACCCACACACACACACCGGCCCCCCACCACAGCUCCCGGCCAUGUGGCUGGACGCUGGCCUUUGCUCCCCAAUCCCAAGCAGCACCCCAGGUCCUGUGAUUCUCAGCCCUGCCUGCAUGGGGGGACCUGCCAGGACCAGGACUCUGGCAGGGGCUUCACCUGCAGCUGCCCGGCAGGCCGGGGAGGCACCUUCUGUGAGGACGUGCUGCGCCCCUCUGUCUCAGUUCCUGCGUUUGGGGGUGCCUCCUUUCUGGCCUUCCCCACCCUCCGGGCAUAUCACACGCUGCGCCUGGCGCUGGAAUUCCGAUCCCUGGAGCCUCAGGGACUGCUGCUGUACAACGGCAACGCCCGUGGCAAGGACUUCCUGGCCCUGGCGCUGCUCGGUGGGCGCGUGCAGCUCAGGUUUGACACAGGUUCUGGACCAGCAAUACUGACCAGCUCGGUGCCUGUGGAACCAGGGCGGUGGCAUCGCCUAGAACUCUCACGGCACUGGCGCCAAGGCACACUGUCUGUGGAUGGCGAGACCCCAGUUCUGGGCGAGAGCCCCAGUGGCACGGAUGGCCUCAACCUAGAUACCGACCUCUUUGUGGGCGGAGUCCCAGAGGACCAGGCUGACGUGGCCCAUGAGCGGACCUCGGUUGGCGUGGGCCUGAAGGGCUGCAUCCGCCUGCUGGAUGUCAACAAUCAGCGCCUGGAGCUGGGCCCCUGGCAGGGCGUGGUGUCCCGCAGCUCCGGGGUGGGAGAGUGUGGAGAGCACCCCUGCAUGCCCAGCCCCUGCCAUGGCGGGGCACCAUGCCAGGCCCUGGGAGACGACAUGUUUCGCUGCCAGUGUCCACCCGGCCGCUUUGGCCCAACCUGUGCGGAAGAGAAGAGCCCCUGCCAGCCGAACCCCUGCCACGGUGCAGCCCCCUGCCGCGUGCUACCCAAGGGCGGGGCCAAGUGCGAGUGCCCCCCGGGACGUAGAGGCACUCUCUGCCAGACAGUGUCUGAGAUGGAUGGUAGUGCCCAGCCCUUCCUGGCGGACUUCCAUGGCUUUUCCUACCUGGAGCUGAGAGGCUUGCACACCUUUGAGAGAGACCUGGGGGAGAAGAUGGCCCUCGAGGUGGUGUUCUUGGCCCGAGGACCCAGCGGUUUGCUCCUGUACAAUGGGCAAAAGACAGAUGGCAAAGGGGACUUCGUGUCACUGGCCCUGCAUGACCAGCACCUGGAAUUCCGCUAUGACCUGGGCAAAGGGGCAGCGGUCAUCAGGAGCAAGGAACCCAUAGCCCUGGGCUCUUGGAUUAGGGUCUCGGUGGAGAGAAACGGCCGUAAGGGCGCCCUGCGUGUGGGUGAUGGGCCCCGCGUGCUGGGAGAGUCCCCGGUGCCGCAUACCAUGCUCAAUUUGAAGGAGCCACUCUACAUCGGGGGUGCCCCCGACUUCAGCAAGCUGGCCCGGGCAGCUGCAGCAUCCUCUGGCUUCGACGGUGCCGUUCAGCUGGUCUCCUUGGGAGGCCGCCAGCUGUUGGCCCAGGAGCACGUGGUGCAGGCGGUGGACGUCUCAUCCUUUACAGACCACCCUUGUACCCAGGCCUCAGGCCACCCCUGCCUCCAUGGCGCCUUGUGUCUCCCAAAGGAAGCCACCUACACAUGCCUGUGCCCCAUGGGCUUCUCGGGGCCACACUGCGAGAAGGGGCUGGUUGAGAAGUCAGCAGGGGACCUCGAGGCUCUGGCCUUCGAUGGGAGGACCUACAUCGAGUACCUCAACGCUGUGACCGAGAGCGAGAAAGCCCUGCAGACCAACCACUUCGAGCUCAGCUUGCGCACUGAAGCUACGCAGGGGCUGGUGCUGUGGAGUGGCAAGGCCACCGAGCGUGCGGACUACAUGGCGCUAGCCAUCGUGGAUGGACACCUUCAGCUGGCCUAUGACCUGGGCUCUCAGCCUGUGGUGCUGCGCUCCACCGUGAGGGUCAACACCAACCGCUGGUUGCGAGUCAGGGCUCACAGGGAGCAGAGAGAAGGUUCCCUCCAGGUGGGCAAUGAGGCCCCCGUGACUGGCUCCUCCCCACUGGGUGCCACACAGCUGGACACAGAUGGAACUCUCUGGCUCGGGGGCCUGCAGAAGCUGCCUGUGGGCCAGGCCCUGCCAAAGGCCUACGGAACAGGUUUUGUGGGCUGCCUCCGGGAUGUGGUGGUAGGCCAGCGUCCACUGCACCUGCUGGAAGAUGCCCUCACCAAGCCAGAGCUGCGGCCCUGCCCAGCCUCCUAAACUGACGCCGGAGCACCCCCAUCUGCCCACCCUACUGUAAUUAUUUUCUAUUUUUGUAAACUGUUGCUUUUUGAUAUGAUUUUCUUGCCUGUGUGUUGGCCAGAGGGACUGCUGGCCUGUCCUCCCUUCCGUCCAGGCAGCUGUGCUGCAGAGACAGACUGGUAUCAAGAGGCUCCCAGGGGUGGUGUGGCAGCUUCAGGACGUGCCCCUUUGCCUCAGGGCACCACACCAGCCCUUUGCACUGUGUGUCCCCGUGUGUCGGCCCCCACACUUGCCUCCUGUACCUGGCCCCCUGGCAGACCCUGCUCCCGACCUCACCCUUGCUGCGUUUGGCGAAGCCUACUGUCCCAGAGCAGGAGGGGGCUGCCAAGGCUAGAGGGGGCCGUUCCACUGACACCCCCACGGGACCUUUCUGGGUCCUGACUUAAGCUGCUGUUUCUUCCUUUGUGCUGUGGCUAGCCUUGCCCCAGGACUCCUGUGCCAAUACUGUGACUUAGAAAUGACGUGACCCUUGGUGUCACAUUCUGCCAGGGACCUGGCCCCCACACACACACUCCAGGCCCAGUGCGCAGCCCCUGAGAGGGAAUGGGCCACUGUGCAUGAUGUGGUUGACCUCUGUUGCCUGUGUCCUCCUCUGGAGUGAUGGAUGUCCAGGCCUGGCCACCCAACAUGUUCUUGGACCAUGGGUUUUAUUUGGUGCCCAAAGCAGAAGAGCUGUUAUCUUUCCUGUCCUGACUCCAGAGCAUUUAAGCAUCCUCAUCAGGGCCAGUAUGAGAAGUGAUUAUCUGAAAGUGACUGGGGUCUAGCCAGUGUCUGAACAAGACCAAAGUGUAGGUGCAGGGGUGGCAGAGGUGGCCACAGAGUCAGAAAUGCCUUAAACUGCCACGUCUACCCCCACUCCCUGCCUGGAUGCCCUUCCCAGUCCUCUUGGGAGUAAGACCAGACAACGGGGGUGGAGUUGGCAGCCUGGCCAUCCUCUGCUGGGGGUGGGGGGCUGCGGGGAACUGCCCUGGUGUAUCCUUACUAACUCCAGUGUGUGUCUUGUCAAGCACCGUGAAAUAAAGUUUGGAAACUUU